CACUGGUCGGUGCGCCUGGGAUCAAAGUAAGCCCGUGAGGGUGUGUUGGGACUUGUCUGAACGGUGAAACACUGCUAGGACAAGUGCCGAGGUCACGAGCUCCAACAUCCAGCAUCCUAACCCCAGAAACAUGGCCAAAGGCAUCGAGCCUGAUGCUGCCGUGCCGUUUUACUACCGCCAUGUGGGCAAGAAUGUGCUGCUGCUGGCGCUGAGCGCGGUGCUUGCUCCUCUCUCGGCCGCUUUGGUCCUGCUGGGGCUUGCUGUGACGAAGCUCCACGGACAGCGCACGGCAACAUUCACCAGAGAGGACAGGAGACAUGUUGCAGCAACACGGAGGCGCAAGACGAUUCUCGUCACGGGCGUGUCCAUGACAAAAGGCUUGACUAUUGCUCGAAAUUUGGCCCAGCAUACACCGCAUCGCAUCAUUGGUGCCGACAUAUCCACUUUCUCUCCAGGCCGAUUCUCAACCGCAAUAUCAAAGUACUUUCGUCUGCAGACACCCAUUGGUGACGAUGCAGAGCCAUACAUCGACUCCCUCCUCUCCAUUAUCCAGAAUGAAAAGGUCGACUUGUGGAUCUCCUGUUCCAGUGUUAUUGCAGCAGUCGAAGACGGACAGGUUGUCCGUCUAGCAGAGAUACAAGCACGAGAGCGCGGACGUCCGUUUGAAGCCAUCCAAUUCCGUGAAGAUGUCGUUGAAAAGUUUCACGAAAAGGACAAGUGUAUUGACUACAUUGAGUCACUCGGUCUCCCGGUUCCGGAAUCCCAUCGCUGCACAGACGCAAACGAGGCGCUUGAUGUGCUCAUGAGAGAACUGCACAGAACCCCUACAAAAGGAAAAAAAGACAGCCGCCAAAAAUUCAUCAUGAAACCAAUUGGAGUGGACGACAAGGCCAGGAACAACAUGAUGACUUUGCUCCCUUUCCAGACGACAACCGCAACAGCCGACUACAUCCACUCGCUCAACAUCAGCAAAGACAACCCCUUCCAGCUCCAGCAAUACAUCAAAGGAAACGAAUACUGCACUCAUGCCCUCGUCGUCCGCGGAAAAGUAAAAGCCUUCACCAGCUGUCCCAGUCUCGAGCUCCUGAUGCACUACAAAGCGCUCCCCCCCUCCUCCCCCCUAAGCCAAAAAAUGCUCGCCUUCACUGAGCGUGUCUGCGCAGAAGGCGGCCCAAACUUCACCGGCCACUUGAGUUUCGACUUCCUCGUCGAAAACGACGACAGAGGCGCCGACGCAAAAUUCUACCCCAUCGAAUCCAACCCCCGUGCUCACACCGCGGUCGUGCUCUUCGAACAAACACCCGAAUUGGCAGAUGCCUAUCUCUCCAUCUUCAACUCCCCUUCUUCUUCUUCUUCUUCUUCUUCAUCUUCCAAGCCAGAUGCACUACCCCCAGUCUUCCCGCGCACGCCCACAAAAUCUUACUAUUGGCUCGGCCACGACCUCGUCGCCCUCGGUAUCCUGCCUCUUCUCGACACUCUUUGGGGUGCUAAAUCCCCACAACACGCUCUCACUGAUUUAUUGACGUUCGUCAAGCACAUUGCUUCGUGGAAAGACGGAACCUACACGUUUGAAGAUCCUGUACCAUUUUUCAUCUUGUACCAUGUUUAUUGGCCUGCAAAGUUUGUGCAAGCAUUGAGUGAGGGUAGGGUGUGGAGUCGCGUUAACGUUAGUACGACUAAGAUGUUUGAGGGGUAGGCUGGUUGCGUGAGAUUAUACGACACGUGAGAUAAUACGACACGUGAGAUUAUACGACGGGCUGGGGCCAGGGGACGAUGGGGGAGAGCGCAAACGUAUUGCGAUGAAUGUGCC
Bipolaris sorokiniana ND90Pr is the source of this 1810-nucleotide messenger RNA. RefSeq lists its product as uncharacterized. The record is from RefSeq and is a predicted model, not a curated record. Bases 131 to 1696 code for a protein of 521 amino acids. NCBI's taxonomy places the organism in Eukaryota, Fungi, Ascomycota, Dothideomycetes, Pleosporales, Pleosporaceae. Gene Ontology annotation, molecular function: metal ion binding; ATP binding. The transcript has a single exon.